AUGACUACGUUCACAAACGAACAAUUUGAGAGGCUGAUGCAAGCGGUGGGUCAAGUAAAUGAAAGGCCUGGCUCGUUUAGCCGCUGCACUGCUCGUUAUACUGGUGAGCGCAGCUCCGCGAAAGUUGAGGAGUUUAUUGCUGCUAUUAUGACUUUUAAAACAGUCGAAAAAAUAAGCGAUGCCGACGCAAUAAGCGGUAUGCCAAUGGUACUCGAGGGCGACGCAGCAGAAUGGUGGCGUGGCGUGAAGUCAAAAGCCAAUGCUUUUUCUGACGAAAUACGCAUGCUGCGUGAAGCGUUUUCCCCUCCGAAACCAUCUUGGCGUAUUUAUGUUGAGAUAUUCGAAUCAAAACAGCAGAAAAAUGAGGUAAGCCGACAGAGAGUUCAAGGUUUUGAUGACUUGCUAAAGGAAGCUAGAGAAGCUGAAUUAUACCUGCAAGAACGCAAAACGCAUGCUGUGAACACGGAUGAUACUCAAAAAUCGAGUGGUCCAGCGCGUUGCGGAUUUUGCCGCAAAAAGGGACAUAGUUCCGAAAUGUGUUUCAAAAAGAAAAACAGUGAAGCCCAGGAAGCGCAUGCCGCAAAGCUAGCGCAAGCACAAUCCCUAAGGCCUAAAUUCGCUUGCUAUGGUUGCAAUGCGCUGGGGGUAACUCGCGCGAACUGCCCCAAUUGCAUUAAAACAGAGGUAGCGAAACCAAACACAGUGAGCUUCAAUUCAUUAAAUGCUACAAAUGGUCAAGAAAUCCCAAGUUUCAACUCUUUGAAUUCAUUGAGUGCUACAAUUGGUCGAGAAAUACCAAUUGCUAAUAUACAAAUAUUUGGAGUACCGGGUCAAGCAUACUUUGACUCAGGAACGCGAACAAGUGUUGCUAGUGCUAACCUAAAACGCAUAAUGGAUUUUAAAGGCUAUGUGUUCAAGAGCGUUAGAUGUGAGAUAACUCUGGCCGAUGGCAGUACCUCCCUCGAAAGGUGCUUGUCAACAGUAUGUAAGAUAACCAUAGAUGGACGCACUCUGGACAUACAUUUCAUUGUUUUGCCAAAUGCGAAAAAUAAUAGAACCUUGGUUGGCGCAGAUUUCAUGGAACAGGCAGGGAUUGUUUUGAAUAUGGGUCAGCGUUAUUGGUAUUUCGAAAAUGAGCCAACAGAGCACUUUGAUUUUGCCGAUCCGCUACCGCUUGAAUUAAAUCUCGUUGAGAGAGUGAAAGUAAGCGACCCUAUUAGCAAACGAAAGCAAGAAGAUGAAUGGGUAAAGGAGGCAGUGCAAGCGAAAGUUUAUAUGUCCGAAUUUGAAUAUUAUGGAGCAGAAGUUCCGAAUACCUAUUCGCCGCAUUCGAUUCAGGACAUUUUUAGGGAUUCUAUUCCACCAAACGAGAUUACACCCGAAAGAAGUUAUGAAACUGAUGGGGCCGAGUUAACAGAAACUCAGAAAGCACAACUUAAUGAAACAUUACAAGCACAUCCUAGCAUUUUUGGUGCAUCACAUGAGCCUACUCCCUAUGCUCAACAUUUUAUAGACACUGGUAACCAUGAACCCGUUGCACUUCCACCAUAUCGGCUAUCCUUCCCAAAGCUUCAAGAGUUGAAGAGCGAAAUACAUAAAAUGACUGAGAACGAUAUUAUCGAAGAAUGUGAUUCAGCGUGGUCAUCACCGGUUGUUAUGGUACCAAAAAGGGAUGGAAGCACACGCGUCUGUGUAGAUUACCGGAGGUUGAACGCAAUAACGAAGCCCGACAGGUAUCCACUACCCCGUAUGGACGACUUGUUACAUGCCGCUAAAAGUACCAAGUUCAUGACAACUCUGGAUUUACAAUGUGGGUAUUUUCAAAUCGCUGUUGCGGAAAAAGACCGCGAUAAGACAUGUCUCAUUACGCCGUUUGGUACCUACCGCUUCAAGCGUAUGCCUUUCGGCCUUCGGAACGCUCCGGAAACAUUUCAACGCUUGAUUGACCGUUUUAAGACAGCGUUACCAAAUAUUCAAAUCCUUGCGUAUCUUGACGAUAAUAUUAUUUGCUCACAUUCAUUUCUAAAUCAUUUAAAAGACCUGCACAUAGUAUUUGAGAAGCUUGAAAAGUUCAAACUGGGCGUUAACAAUGCUAAAUGCCGUUUUUGCUGCGCCAGUGUGAAGUACCUUGGACAUGUUCUCACAGCCGAGGGUAUCAAAGUUGACCCAGAGAAAACGAUGACAAUUGCAGAACGAAGGGCGCCCCGAAACAUUAAAGAACUGGUGUCUUUUAUUCAAACUUGCUCGUGGUACCGGCGAUUUAUUGAUCAGUACGCGAAAAUUGCCAAGCCGGUUACAGACCUCACCAAGAAAAAUGCUGUUUGGCAAUGGCGCGAACCGCAGAUUGAAGCAUUCAAUAAACUAAAAGAAAUGCUGGUGAAUCCACCAAUCCUGAAGCAAGCCGAAGAUAACGUAUCCUUUAUGAUUAAAACUGAUGCAAGCGCGUAUGCACUAGGAGCAGUACUGCUGCAGGGGGAGAGAGACCAGGAGCAUCCUAUUGAGUAUGCAAGCCGUUUGUUGACUCCAGCUGAGCGUAACUACUCAACGACGUAA
Molecule: messenger RNA, 2553 nt
Organism: Rhagoletis pomonella (apple maggot)
Lineage: Eukaryota; Metazoa; Arthropoda; Insecta; Diptera; Tephritidae
Exons: 3
Coding region: 1-2553 (850 amino acids)
Source: RefSeq, a predicted model, not a curated record